GCAAAUAGACCAGGCUGUUAAGUUGUUACACCCGAGGAUUGUCGCAUUGAGGGAGCCAGUUUUACUGCUUGUUUCAAAAUACUGGAGAGCUUUGGGAUAUCCAGAAUCCGAAGCCACGGGUGAAGUUACUCAUGGAGAAAUUUGAGAGAUGUAGCAGAGGCAUAGAGGAUCCUUCAAACAGUCGACCCCUCAAAAUCCCGAGACAAGACAUCCCCAAAGGAUUACAGACAAGGAAAGCAGUACUUGAGAAAUUUACAAAUAAAGGAUAUACUGCGUUUUGUCCAGGACCCAGUGGUGUUCACAAACCUGCUCAGCCUAAGCCUCCUCUGGCAGUCAAGCCUUCAAGUGAUGAUAAACCAGAGAAAGAUCCAAACCCACCACAUUUAAACCAAGUGGCACAAAGGUUUGGUGUUCAGCUUCAGCCCACUAACAGAGGAAAUGAUGAAAAAGCUGGAUGCACUAAACUCUCUAUCAAAACCAGUGACCCGUCAAAAGAGGACCCAAAGCCUUUGAACCCAAAACCUGCAUGGAACAAGUUCCUUGCUCCUCCUGAUAAAGAAAAAAAUCCUCUAGGAUCAAAACCUAAUUUAAAUUUUCCAUCACAGGAGAAUGAGGCAAAACUGGAAUUCUCAAAAGUAGCUGCAGUUAAGGAAAAAUUAAGGUCUGCAACACAAGAAAAUGAGCCCAAGCCUCCUGUUUCUAAGCCACUUCUUGCACAGAAACCUUCUCUAAACAAAGAGGUAUCUCAGAAGGAAGACGCCUCUAAUAAAAGUGAUUCUCUGCAAAGACAGUCUGGACCUAGAACAAAUAUACAUGCAGGCCAAGAAGCAAAAGAAAUAGGUGAAAAUAAUAACUCUGCUGCAGAAGCUCCAGGCAGUACUUUUCCUAAAAUAGCUCUGAAGCCUACUGGCCUCAGGUCCAGCUUAUCAAAAGGAACUCCCAAAACUGUGGCAGAAAACACUGAAGAAAAGGGAAUGAGUGCUGCCAAGAACAUCUUCCUCAAGAAAAUCACCGAGGAAGAAUCAGGUUCUUCUCAUAAAUUCCGUAAGAUGAAUACGGCGCUUGCUGCAGGAAGACCAUCAGGUGAAUCACAAGAGGAUGAGAACAGGAGUUCUAGAAUGCCCAAGCGGAAAAUCUUGCCGCCAGUGGCCAAUCUGGGCCAGCCCCCAAAAAAGCCCAGCAGACCCCCCUCUGUGAACCUGGAAAAGUUCCUGAAGAUCCACCAAAAAUUCAGUCCUAAAAAUGAAGGUUUGAAACAGAAAACACUUUCCUCAGCAGCACUUGCCCCACCGAUACCUCCAUCACACGCCGCUGUGCCGCCUCCUCCACCAGCCUUUCACCCAUCCCUGCAGGUGCCAGCAGCUCCCAGUCUGCCUCCCAGAAACAUCAAGCCCAGCUCUGAAACAAUAAACCUAGAAAAUGAAGAAAAUUAUGAUGACGUUGAAUUUGUUUCACAGGGUCAUGGAAAUACACAGAGGGGUCAAGAAAGUGAUGGAGAGAUGUAUGAAGACAUUCAUGACAUCAGAUCAUCAAGGGGAAAAGAGAAGAAGUGGGACAAAGAAGAUAAGAGAAGACUGGACCAAGAGAAGAAAGAACAAAAGGAAAAAGAAAAGAAAGAGCAUGAACUGAGGAAAAAGUUCAAAUUAACAGGGCCCAUUGAAGUCCUUCAUCAGGCACGAGCUUGCGUUGACCACAAGGGAGGGAGGAAUGAACUGACUGUCAAACAGGGGGAUAAGAUUGAAAUCAUUCGCCUCACAGACAACCCAGAAGGAAAGUGGCUGGGCAGGAUAAAAGGAUGCUAUGGAUACAUUAAAACAACCAUGGUGGAGAUUGAUUAUGAUUCUUUAAAAAGAAAGCAAAAACCAUCUACCAGAGCUGCUAUGAAACAUACAGAGAGUGACCAAGAAACAUAUGAUGAUGUUGGAGAGCAGGACAGUACUAGCAGUCAAAGUGGUGACCAAAGUGGAGGUGGAAAUUUGUUCCCAUCUCCUCCUUCUGAUCAAGACAUUUAUGAUGGAAUUGAUGAUGAAGAUGCUAUGGCUAGGUCUGUAUCGCAGGAUGAAGAUAAGAAUGGUAUCUGGCCCUGGGGAAUCUUGAAGAGACUAAAGGUCAAAGAUGGCAAAAAGAAAAGUGUACGAGAAAAAACAGCCAAAGUCAAUGAGGCAGAAGAAAAUGAAAAUUUGUUCAUGCAUUCUUCAACAAAGCAGUCUGGAAAAGAUUAUGGAGACAAUGUUUAUGAUGAUGUAGAUUCUUCAGACUUCCCUGCUCCGCCACCUGAUUCCAGUUCAUCAAAAUCAGGAAGCUUUGGAAAACCUAAGUCAGAUGAAAAAGAUGCACAAAAGCUCAAGAAGAUGGAAAAAGAAGAGAAAGAGUUCAGAAAAAAGUUCAAAUUUGAUGGUGAAAUAAAAGUUCUUUACUCUACAACCACUGUCCAGGAUUUAUCGCAGAAAAGAUGGGGAUAUAAAGACUUGCAAAUUAAACCAGGGGAAUCUCUUGACAUUAUUGAAAGUACAGAUGAUACCAAGGUCCUCUGCAGGAAUGAAGAAGGAAAAUAUGGCUACGUUCUGAGAAGUAAUUUAGUUCAGAAUGAUGGAGAGAUUUAUGACGACAUUGGUGACGAUUGCAUCUAUGAUAAUGACUCUGAUGCUGCAUGCUCUUGAAAUAACAACUUCAUGGAAGAUCAAACUCCAGUUUGGAAUCCCACUUGUGAAAGCAAGAAGAAUCACAAAUGAUGAUUGCAAGUUAAUUGGU
Messenger RNA from Agelaius phoeniceus (red-winged blackbird), 2751 nucleotides. It is a transcript of the gene FYB1, whose product is annotated as FYN binding protein 1. Gene Ontology annotation, molecular function: lipid binding; protein binding. The record is from RefSeq and is a predicted model, not a curated record. Gene Ontology annotation, cellular component: plasma membrane. Lineage: Eukaryota; Metazoa; Chordata; Aves; Passeriformes; Icteridae. Gene Ontology annotation, biological process: protein localization to plasma membrane; integrin-mediated signaling pathway; T cell receptor signaling pathway.